Messenger RNA from Protobothrops mucrosquamatus (brown spotted pit viper), 945 nucleotides. It is a transcript of the gene PPP1R3E, whose product is annotated as protein phosphatase 1 regulatory subunit 3E. The record is from RefSeq and is a predicted model, not a curated record. Gene Ontology annotation, cellular component: protein phosphatase type 1 complex. Bases 1 to 945 code for a protein of 314 amino acids. The transcript is spliced from 3 exons. Gene Ontology annotation, biological process: regulation of glycogen biosynthetic process. NCBI's taxonomy places the organism in Eukaryota, Metazoa, Chordata, Lepidosauria, Squamata, Viperidae. Gene Ontology annotation, molecular function: protein phosphatase 1 binding; glycogen binding.
AUGGCCCGUGCUCCGCCUUCCCCUUUGACCCCCAGCAACAUCCCCCGCAACUUAAGCUACAUCGCGGGCUUGUACGAGAGGGCCUAUUAUCGCACAGCCCGUCCGAGCAUUGCCGAGGAUUCGGGAACCGAAGGCUCCGAAUCUGAGUCCGAAGGCAGGCCGCGAAGCAGGCCCCAGAGACGUCGCCAUCUCUUCAGGGGACCCAAAAGGAGGGGAAGACGCCGGACUCGCUCUGCCCCUGCACAGGGUAGGAGCGGAGGUGCGUCCCGCAGCCGUAGCCCCGGGACUCGCAAGAGGGUCCGCUUCGCCGACUCGCUGGGCCUGGAGCUCAUCAGCGUGCGGCAGUUCUGGCCCAACGAUCUCCCGCAAGUGCCAGAGAGGGUCCACAACCAGCUGAGGCGGGACUCGCUCAGCCACUUUGCUCCGUGUCUGCCGUUCUGCUCGCCGGUGAAGGACCAUUUUGAAUCUUUGAACCUGCAGACUCGGCUGCUGGAGCCAAUGUUCCCAGAUCCUCUGAGCAUGCCUGAUUUCCUGCCACGCCUUCUGGACCAGUGCGUGCUGCUGGAGGGGGUCCGGGCGGAGGGAUCCUGUGUUUCUGGCACCAUCCGUGUGCUCAACCUGGCCUACGAGAAAAGGGUCUGUGUGCGAUACACUUGGGACUUUUGGGCUACCGAGCACGAGGCUCGGGCUUCUUACGCCGCCUCUGCAGGGCGGGACCGGGACCACGCUGACCGCUUUGCCUUCCGCCUGCCGCUGCCCGUUCCGCUCUCUGCAGGGAUGGUGCUCGAGUUUGCCCUCUGCUAUCUGGUGGGAGGGAAGGAAUUCUGGGACAACAACCAGGGACGCAACUACUCUCUGCGGCCUCCUCCUUGCGUGGCUGAAGAAGACGAACUCCCCAGCCCCAUUCAAGAUUGCUGUGAAACUGGCUGGAUACACUUUCUGUAG